AUGCCUGAAGCUCCACAUUUGCGAGUGUCCAAGAAAUCAAAAGUUUCAGCGACUGUUGCUGUGUGUUCAGCACUUGUGGUUUUUCUCUAUCUCUUUGCCAUCACUAACACAUUGUCCAGAAUAACUACAAGUUCAACAAGGAUUCAAGAACAGAAAUGGAGUUGGGAGAGCCCAGAGUCCACACGGGCAAUCAGCUGUGACCGUACUCAUUUUGAAUAUGACAUGUGCUAUCUCAAGCAUCCAACCAUCAUGGAUCCAACGUCUGCAAUUUUUUUCACAGAGGACCCCACUAACUCGACCCCACAAUUGAUGGAGAAGAUCCGUCCUUUUCCUCGUAACUUUAAACACACACCGAUUAAUGUCGUGAGGCAGCUCACUCUCACCACAGCCCCACCCAAUGUUUCUUGUGCGGUCACACACACUAGUCCAGCCCUAGUAUUCAAUGCAGGAGGUGACUGGACCACAAAUUACUACCAUAGCUUCAACGAAAUCUUCAUUCCGCUCUUCAUCACCGUUGAUACAUUCUUCCCCGAUCAUGAUUUCGUCAUUGGGAUCUUCAACUGUAGUCAUGGGUGGGUCCACCACUACAACGACAUAUUAUCAACCUACACCCGCCACCAGAUCAUCGACUUCAACCAAGAAACAGCUACCCAUUGCUUCCCAUCAGCAAUCGUAGGACUCAUAUCGCACGGUGCCUCAACCGUGGACCCCACAUUACAACGUAGACCCCAUCCCAAGUCUCUGCUUGAUUUUCGUGCCUUUUUGACAGCUAAAUACUCCCAAAGCCACCAUGCACCACCACCACCCUGGACCUCGAAAGGAAAACCCAGGCUUGUGUUUCUGAACCGCAAUGGCACCCGCGGGAUCCUCAACGUGGACAACAUCAGGCGGGCUGCGGAGGACACGGGGUUCGAGGUGUUUAUUUUCGAGCCCAGCAGAGAGUCCUCAAUGCAUGAAGCUUUUAGGGUCAUCGAUAGUAGCCAUGCAAUGAUAGCAGUGCAUGGCGCUGGACUAACCAACAUGGUGUUCCAGCGGCCUGGUUCGGUGUUGAUGCAGAUGGUGCCAGCGGAGUGCUACUGGUUGGCGAGCCUAUGCUACGGAAAAAUGGCAGUUCGGUUUGGAUUAGAGUAUAUAGUUUACAACAUUGACCAGGAUGAGACUGUAUCUGAAUGGGACAAAACUAGAGGUGUUGUUCCUCUGGAGAACUGGAUAAAUAACAAGGAAGGCUUACAAUUCAAGUUAGACUUAGUUAAGGUUAAGAGGCAUCUAAAGAGAGUUUAUGAGAGAGCUAAGAAAUUCAUGCACAAAGAAAGUUUAAGUAGUAGUUAUAAAAUAAAGCUAAGCUGGGGACAAAAGUAA
This is a messenger RNA of Camellia sinensis, 1359 nucleotides long. Its product is annotated as xylan glycosyltransferase MUCI21-like. The record is from RefSeq and is a predicted model, not a curated record. Gene Ontology annotation, molecular function: glycosyltransferase activity. Lineage: Eukaryota; Viridiplantae; Streptophyta; Magnoliopsida; Ericales; Theaceae.